Archocentrus centrarchus (flier cichlid) is the source of this 1842-nucleotide messenger RNA. RefSeq names its product transformer 2 alpha homolog (gene tra2a). Gene Ontology annotation, molecular function: RNA binding. The transcript is spliced from 10 exons. Lineage: Eukaryota; Metazoa; Chordata; Actinopteri; Cichliformes; Cichlidae. The record is from RefSeq and is a predicted model, not a curated record. The coding region runs from base 684 to 1265 and encodes 193 amino acids.
UACGCGCCAUCUUCUAGCUAUCGAGCAGAGAAACAUACGUAGCGUCAAAUCUCACUUGUUUGUUUUUGUUGAAAUAACCGCUUUUAUUAGCUAUACCGAACAAUGAGCGACCUUGAGGAAGGAAACUAUGAAGGGCGGGUUAUUGAACCUGAAGGAUUUGAAGAGUUUUAUCCAAGAAUGAUGAAGAAAAUGUUCAAGAUAAAAGAAGGCUAAUGAAAACAUUUACAGAACAGAACAUAGAGCUGGAAAGGGAGGAAAUGUACCGGAAGAAUGGUGUCAGAUAGACGCGCUUGCAGUGUAAUGGCUAAAAUGAAACAGACCUGGAAUCAGAAAAUGAGAAAACUGAAAAAAGAAGAAUGAAGAAGGAUAGAAAUCCUGAGAGAAGGGAGUAGCGUGUAAAGAAUCUGGAAGAAUGAAUGUGUCCCUAGGGGUCACGCUCCCCAUCUAAAUCGGAUCAUGGGAGUCCAGCUCGGGUCAAGUCGGAGAGCAGGUCCGGCUCUCCGAGCCCAUCCCGGGCCUCCAAACACUCUGAGUCCAGAUCCCGGUCUCGGUCAAAAUCCAGACGUCACUCAAACCGCCGCUACAGUCGUUCACGCUCUCGAUCCUAUUCCCACCGGAGGAAGUCUCGCUCUCGUUCCUACAGUCCUGAAUACCGACGCAGGAAGAGCCAGAGCACAUCCCCUAUGUCAAACCGGCGCCGUCACACUGGGAGUAGGAGCCAUGACUUCACAAAAGAAGCAUACAGUCAUGGCGGUGGUGCUGAUGUUAGGGCAAACCCUGAUCCCAGCACAUGUUUGGGGGUGUUUGGCUUGAGCCUGUACACAACUGAGCGUGACCUGAGGGAGGUGUUUUCACGCUACGGUCCUCUGGCUGGGGUCAACGUGGUGUACGACCAGCGCACAGGUCGAUCCCGCGGCUUCGCCUUUGUUUACUUUGAGAGGCUUGAAGACUCCAAAGAGGCAAUGGAGCGAGCCAAUGGCAUGGAGCUGGAUGGGAGGCGCAUCAGAGUGGAUUAUUCCAUUACCAAACGUCCCCAUACCCCUACGCCAGGAAUCUACAUGGGCAGACCUACACACAAUGGUGGUGGGGGUGGUGGCAGCAGCAGCAGGAGGGGAAGAGACUCCUAUUAUGACCGCGGCUAUGACCGCUACGACAGAUAUGACGAGUACGACUACAGAUAUAGUCGCAGGCGCUCUCCAUCACCCUACUACAGUCGAUACAGGUCUCGCUCACGGUCUCGCUCCUACAGCCCACGACGUUACUGAAUUGCUUCUUUCAACAUUGAGUGUCCCUCCAAUAACUGACGGGUGUGUGAGACAUCAAAGUGUUUCAGAAGGGAACAUUUUGAUUAAGCAUGUCUAUAUCAGCAGAACUCCUGAGUUUGAACUAGUUCUUGUUUACGUAAAAUAGCUGUCUUAAUUUUUUAGACGUUUGGAUGCAUCCGUGUGGAGUGUGAGCGCAGAAAUCAGCAACUGUUGCUUACUCUUCAUUGUUAAGACCUGCAUCUUUCUUUCCUCCUUCCAUUUUCUGCAGCUUGGAUCUCCUCGUUCUGUUCACUUAUGAUUGAUCAGAUUUGUUGUAUGCAUCACUCUUAACAUUGUUGUCAUGCUGGGGAAAGAAAGCUCGGUUUUAGUUUAAAAAGACAAGUGACACUUGAUUUUGCAACCUGUAUUAAGUAGUUAUAUUGAUGCACUUUGUGUAUUUAAAGAUAACCCUGAUUUAUCCCAGUGUUAAUGCUGACACUUAAUGACUUGAUAAUAAAUCAAUCAGGCUGUAAAAUGAAGUGUUGCCAAUAUCAGAAGUUUUUGCUCACAUUCGGUCUUUUUUAUUUUUAUUGGGGGC